AUGCCGGCCCCGCAGUGCGCCUCCUGCGGCAAGGCCCGCGCCGCCCUCCGCCGCCCGCGCUCCGGCCAAGCGCUGUGCGGCGCCUGCUUCUGCGCCGCCUUCGAGGCCGAGGUGCUGCACACGGUGGUGGCGGGCCGCCUGCUGCCGCCGGGCGCCGUGGUGGCCGUGGGGGCCUCGGGCGGCAAGGACUCCACGGUGCUGGCGCACGUGCUGCGCGAGCUGGCGCCGCGCCUGGGCGUCUCGCUGCAGCUGGUGGCGGUGGACGAGGGCAUCGGCGGCUACCGAGACGCGGCGCUGGCGGCCGUGCGGCGCCAGGCGGCGCGCUGGGAGCUGCCGCUCACCAUCGUGGCCUACGCCGACCUCUUCGGGGGCUGGACGAUGGACGCCGUGGCCCGCAGCACGGCCGGCUCCGGCCGCAGCCGCUCCUGCUGCACCUUCUGCGGGGUGCUGCGGCGGCGCGCGCUGGAGGAGGGGGCGCGCCUCGUGGGAGCCACGCACGUCGUGACCGGCCACAACGCGGACGACAUGGCGGAGACGGUGCUCAUGAACUUCCUGCGGGGCGACGCGGGCCGGCUGGCCCGGGGCGGCGGCCUGGGCUCUGCGGGCGAGGGGGGCGCCCUGCCGCGCUGCCGCCCGCUGCAGCUGGCCUCGCAGAAGGAGGUGGUGCUGUACGCGCACUUCCGCCGCCUGGACUACUUCUCCGAGGAGUGCGUGUACGCGCCCGAGGCCUUCCGCGGCCACGCGCGCCACCUGCUCAAGCUGCUGGAGGCGGCGCGGCCGUCCGCGGUGCUGGACCUGGUGCACUCGGCCGAGCGCCUGGCGCUGGCCCCGGCCGCCCGGCCCCCGCCCGCCGGCGCCUGCUCCCGCUGCGGGGCGCUGGCCAGCCGCGCGCUCUGCCAGGCCUGCGCCCUGCUGGACGGCCUGGACCGCGGCCGGCCCCGCCUGGCCAUCGGCAAGGGCCGCCGGGGGCGGGACGAGGUGGGGCCGGCGGCGGCGGCGGCGGUGGUGGCUGCAUCGGGGACUCCGCAGGAGGAGGAGCGGGAGCAGGUCCAGCCCCCAGCACGGAAAGAAGCCGUUCCAGCAGUUCUCACCUUCUAG
Molecule: messenger RNA, 1098 nt
Organism: Pipistrellus nathusii (Nathusius's pipistrelle)
Lineage: Eukaryota; Metazoa; Chordata; Mammalia; Chiroptera; Vespertilionidae
Source: the annotation of a GenBank genome assembly